GGACCUGCCAAGAAAAUAUAUAAACCCCAGCACCUCAUCGACGGAUGAGAAAUAUGCAAUACAACACAAGCCAAGCUUUCGGACAACUACCGACAUCAUUACCUUGACCCCAGACUCCAUUUAUCCGAUUAUAUCCACCCAAGCAACUCAUAAUGCAGUUUAUUGUCCAUAUUGCCCUUGCUGGCGCUGCCUUGCUUAACGGCGCCAAUGCUGCUCCCGCCGAGCCAACUACACUACCGGGUCACAUAGUAUGCACCAGUGUCACAACCAUUACAACCACGGUUCCCCCUGUCGGGGUCUGCCACCCUGUGUGUCUCUCACCAACUAGGACCUGUAGCUUCGGCGAGCCUACCGCUCCCCCUCUACCUACCAUCACGACCAGCACCCUCCCCUCCUGUACAAAGGAGGUGGUGGUACAUGGGCAAUGCGGCGAGUGCGCUACUUGCCUCCCUGCCCCGACCCCGACCCCUUUGGCCUAAGUUUAUAAGCUACGCAGAUGGCGUGUAGUUCUUUAGCAGCUUCCAAAAAAAAAAGUCAGUAUACGAAGACUGUAGCUGUAAGGGAUAGUUUAUAGGCAGUAUCGGCAAGGAGUAGAGCUCAAGCUUCACAGCACGGGAUAGGAGGAAAGUAAAUAGGAAAAGGCUUC
Molecule: messenger RNA, 646 nt
Organism: Daldinia loculata
Lineage: Eukaryota; Fungi; Ascomycota; Sordariomycetes; Xylariales; Hypoxylaceae
Exons: 2
Coding region: 153-479 (108 amino acids)
Source: RefSeq, a predicted model, not a curated record